This is a messenger RNA of Wasmannia auropunctata (little fire ant), 1100 nucleotides long. RefSeq lists its product as uncharacterized. Lineage: Eukaryota; Metazoa; Arthropoda; Insecta; Hymenoptera; Formicidae. Bases 360 to 1100 code for a protein of 246 amino acids. The record is from RefSeq and is a predicted model, not a curated record. The transcript is spliced from 5 exons.
CCCCUAAUGUUGAUACGGGUGAAUAUAGCGGCGAAGUAAAACGACGAAGAAUUGAUACGUUUAACGUAUGGCAAGAGGAAGCGAAUAAUACGACUAGAAAUGGAAUCAACAAAGAGAGUAAUAUAAAAAUUACUCAUAGUUUUAUUACUCAAGAUAAUUAUUAUGAUGCUCACGAUAAUUAUGCACCUGAAAUAAAAAAAGAAAACCAAGCAGUAAUCAAGAAAGAGAAAAUAAACGAUUCUUCUUAUAAAGAUACAUACUUUAUAUCAAACAUAGAAUUUACAACCGUGCAAGUCAUAAAAUCACUAGUUAUUGGUGAGGUUUAUGGUCUUAAAUAUGAAGAUCUUUGGUAUCGAGCUAUGGUAACAUCCUUGAAUCCUACUGUGGUCCACUUUAUUGAUUUUGGUAUCGAUGAGACACUAAUAAAAGAUGCCGAGCUGAAAGAUCUUGGAGAAUUGAAAUCUCCUAUUAUUACCAAAAUUCGUUUGCCACAGGGCAUAAGUGAUAAGUACAGGAAUUUACAACGGGGAGAUAAAAUUUCCGUUAGAAUGUUAUUUGUCGAUUCUGAAAAAACAAUAAUAGUAGAAAUAAAAGAAGUACAGCCUGUUGCAACAGAUACAACUUUGCAUGCGACAGAAAGUGCUUCAAGUAAUGCAACGAAAAAGUUUGUAUCUCAAGAAAAUUCGGAGGCAACGAGUAAAAAUUUGGAAACAAAUGGAAAUAGUACAGAUUCGGAAAUAGUACAGAUAAAGCAGGAGUUAACACCGAGAGAGUUAAAUAAUAUUAAAAUUGAGAAUUGCCUCAAGGACGGCGAAAUCGAGUUGCCAGAUGUUUGCGCCGCGCUUUCGGAAAAGCUCAUGUUAAAUCUUAAAACUGCUGUGGCUCCUCAAAUUUCUUCUGUGCCUUCUACAAUAUGUGCUCCAAGUUCAUCCAAUAAUAAUUCUGAUUCGGAUAAUAAGGUAAAGCUUGGGAACAUGGAUGUUGAAGGGCAAGAUGGCCAACCGAGAUUGCGCAGAAAGCUACCUGGAUGUAAGUAUUUCCAAAUUAGAGAUUAUAGAAAUGUACUAUUUCAUACAUCUGUAAUCUAUUUAGAAUUAUAA